Molecule: messenger RNA, 1542 nt
Organism: Schistocerca americana (American grasshopper)
Lineage: Eukaryota; Metazoa; Arthropoda; Insecta; Orthoptera; Acrididae
Exons: 4
Coding region: 751-1542 (263 amino acids)
Source: RefSeq, a predicted model, not a curated record
GAUAAUAAUAGCUGUGGGAAACGCAGAAGUAUCAGUGUAAGAGCCGAAAAAAUACCUCCCACAGAUAAGAGUAUAAAAAUCAUGGUGAUUAAUUGCUGAAACAAUCGCAACAAAGUGGUAGAGUUUGAAGGGCUCCUAAAAAGCAUUGAAGCUCCUGUAAUAUUAGGCACAGAAAGCUGGUUAAUUCCUGAAACUGAGAGUAGUGAGACUUUGGGGAACAUUUAAGUGCAUAUUGAAAGAACAGAGAAACAGGAAGUGAUGGUGGUGUAUUUGUUGCAGUAGACAAAAAAUUUCAAAACUACCAAGAUAGAAAUUGAAGCUGUAUGUGAAGAGUGUUAGGGUAAGACUUAGUAUUAAGGAUGGUCAAAAUGUUAUAAUAGCAUCCUUCUAUAGACCACCAGAGUCUCAUCCUGAUGUUACUUCAGAGAAAACCGCAGUUGGGUCAUUCCAUGCCAAACUGAGCCUGAGGCUUAUUUUUUGGAAAAAUGCCAAAUUUAACAAUGUUAUAGUUUUUAGAAUCUGCAAAAGUUGAAUUUUACUGUCCUGAAAAAAUUAUAAAAAUUACAUAAUUAUCUGAGGAAAUAUAGUUAAAGUUGGCGAUUCUACAGAUGAGGAUGGAAAACAAAAGGUUUGCUUUUUGUGUUGGCAGCUGUUUAAAUUUGGGUUGCAGCGAUUGUUGAUGUUUUAAUUGUUAAAUUUCAAGAGCAGAAUCUUAUCUUUCUGACAAACUUCAGUUUUUAAAGAAAGAAAAUGGGGAAAACAACAUCAGCAGAGCAUAUGAGAAAACUUCGAGAAAAACUGAAGAAAGAUACCAGCAAGUACAAUGUCCAUAAAGAAAAAGAAAGAGAGCGGGAUAAGAGAAGAAGGGAAAAUGUGAAGAUGAAGGUAUCCUCCAGUGGAAAAUCUUUAUUGGAAUCUCGAAAGAAGGAAACUGAAAGAAAAAGGAAGUACAGACUUAAACUAAAAUCCGUAUUAAUUGAAGAUCAGUCUGAGACCUGUAUUUCCCAGUUAGGAUCAUAUAAAUGUCCUCAGUCCCUUGGCAAAGCUGUUUCUCGGGUAAAGAAGGUGCUUCCUUCAAGCCCCUCAAAAAAAUCAGCAGUAAUAAAAAAGCUUGUAAGUGAAAGCUUACCUAAAAAGGUAGUAAAGCAGAUUUUUCCCAGUAGUGAAGAAAACAUCUCGCAGACACCUGGUAUAAAGGAUGUAAAGUCUAUUGUAGACCAUGAAACUGGGAAAAGACAAGACAAUCCAGAUAUUAAUAUCAAGAUUUCAAAAUUCUACGAGUUGCGGCCUAAAAAUGUUGUUCUAAUGUCUCAAAUGCCUCACAAUGUAUGUGUGUGCAGAUAUCAUGCUAACUUCAACUUCAUCAUUGAAGCCAUUCACAAAGAAAUAGCUAGUUUCCCUGCUACUCACACUCACCUUAUGAAUCUUGUUUGCUGUGAUGUAGAAAGUGAAAUACGCAUGACAAGUCAAUGCAAGAAAUGCAUCAUGAAUUUACACACAUUAAUAGAUGGAAAGUUUGAUUUGUGUGACAUAAUAUCUUGA